This is a messenger RNA of Fraxinus pennsylvanica, 738 nucleotides long. The record is from the annotation of a GenBank genome assembly. Lineage: Eukaryota; Viridiplantae; Streptophyta; Magnoliopsida; Lamiales; Oleaceae.
AUGGGAGUACAGACAGUUGACAUGUUGAAAACUGAAAUUCCCCUGGAUGAGGAAUCUGUGGUUAUACCUGAAGAUGCUAAGGCUGGUUUAGUUCUUGUAGACAUCAUCAAUGGCUUCUGCACUGUUGGAGCUGGCAAUCUGGCCCCGACAGAACCAAACAGGCAGAUCAGUGAGAUGAUUGAGGAAUCGGCAAAACUGGCUGAAUUAUUCUGUGACAACGAAUGGCCUGUGCUAGCCUUCCUCGAUUCGCACCACCCUGGGAAACUGGAGCACCCUUAUCCUCCACACUGUAUUACUGGAACUGAUGAAUCAAAUUUGGUUCCCGCUCUAAGGUGGAUAGAGACAAAACCAAACGUGACAAUCAGGCGUAAAGAUUGCUACGAUGGCUUCAUUGGUUCAAUUCAGGAAGAUGGUUCUAAUACUUUCGUCGAUUGGGUGAAAAACAACAAGAUUCAAGUUUUACUGGUGGUAGGGAUCUGCACAGACAUCUGUGUGCUGGAUUUUGUAUGCUCCACAUUAUCAGCUAAGAACCGGGGUUUCCUGGAGCCUCUGGAGGAUGUGGUAGUGUAUUCUUCAGGAUGCGCCACUUUCGAUUUUCCGGUUUCACUGGCAAGAAACACCAAGGACCAUUUGCCUCAUCCCCAGGAAUUGAUGCAUCAUGUGGGACUUUACAUGGCCAAGGGAAGAGGUGCAAAGAUUGCAAGAGAAGUGUUCUUCAACACAUCCAAGAAUCUGUGA